GAAGAAGUCAUCCUGUUAGCUUUCGAAGCGACAGCUAGCUAGCGGAACACCCUGAAAAAUCUUCUUGGAGUGGAAUAAACUUUACCCUGGAUUCUACAAACAUGUCUAAAGCCCAGCAGCUGAGAGACAUGCUGAAACUACGGCUAACGGCAACUGACAAAGAGAUAUUUGAGUUGUUUGAAGAAAUGAUUACCGACUAUGAAGAAAUGAUUGCAGACUAUGAAGGAAUGAUCACCGACUAUGAAGGAAUAAUUGCAGGUUGUAAAGAAGAAAUCUGUCGUUUACAAGAAGAGAACAAAGGGGGGAAAGUGCUGGAUGCUGUCUUUAAUCCUCAUGUUUGCUUAUACAGAGCAGACAUGCACCAACUGUUGGUGAGUAAAGAACGUGUUCUCCUUGAGCAGCAGGAAGAACAUUUGAAUCUGGACCCAAAUGACUUGGAAGCUCCAAACAUUAAAGAGGAGCAGGAGGAACUGUGGAGUGAAGAUGAAGAAAACCUACAGUUUUCACAGCUUCAUCAAAGACGAAGCGAUCAGAGCACAGACGUGGAGCUUCUUUCCAGCAACGCAACUGUACACAGAACACUGAAAAUAGAAGCUCGUAGAGACGACCAUGGAGGACCACAACCAGCCAGCAACUCGGGUCCAUGCAGUCAUUUACGACCACAUACUGAUGACAGACAGAAGUUGUUGCUGUAUAAGGAGGAAAUCUUCCCUGAACAGCAGGAGUGGAAUCUAAGCAUUGACCAAGAGGACAUUAAAGAGGAACGAGAGAAACUCUGGAUAAGUCAGCAGGGACAGCAGUUUCAUCUGCUGGAUAAGGCUGAUAUUACUGUGUUCCCUUUCACUGUUUUCCCUGUAAAGUGUGAAAAUAUUGAAGAAAAAACACAGUCAUCACAGGGUCAUCAAACCCAAAGUGAUAAGUGCACAGAGGCUGGGCCUGUAGCCAGCAGCUCAACAGUACACAGAACACUGACAGCACAAGAUGAUGGAGAGGGCUAUGGAAAACCUCAAAUAGCCAGUAAUGCAGGUCAAAAUAGUCAUUUACAACCAGAUAAAAAUGGUAGGAGAUUAGACAGUUAUAAAAAUGAGACUGACAACAGUCAUGAUUGGAAGGAUACCAGAGUCCCCACUUCAGGUUUUAAGAGUCAGGAAAACGGCAAAUUCUCUGCUACCAACAUGACUAAGCAAGACUUUAAUUUCUCUCAGUGUGAUAAGGCUUGUCAUGUGAACUAUUCAAAAAUAUACACAAGACAGCAAGCAAGUGAAAAACCAUUUGGCUGUCCUGAGUGUCAUAAAACAUUUGGCCUAAAGGGUAACCUAAUUAGACAUAUGACAAUUCAUACUGGAGAGAAACCAUUUGACUGUUGUAAGUGCUUUGCAAAAUUUAGACGAAAGGACAAUCUAAUCACUCAUAUGAGAAGUCAUACAGGACAGAAACCAUUUGGUUGUUCUCAGUGUGGUAAACGAUUUGCAGAGAAGGGCAAUCUGAUCAAACAUGUAAGAAUUCAUUCAGGAGAGAAGCCAUUUGAGUGUUCUGAGUGUGGUAAAACAUUUGGACAGAAAGGAGACCUGAAAAGACACUUGAAAAUUCAUGCAGGGCAUCGACCAUUUGGCUGUGGUAAAUGUGGUAAAAGAUUUGGACUUAAAGGCAAUCUGAAGAAACACAUGAGAAUUCAUACAGGAGAGAAACCAUUUCCCUGUUCUCAUUGUGGUGCAAAAUUUCGGGAAAAGGGCAAUCUGAUCAAACACAUGAGAAUUCAUACAGGGGAGAAACCAUUUCGCUGUUCUGAGUGUGGAAAAAGAUUUGGACAUAAGGGUGAUCUGAAGAAGCACUUGCUAAUUCAUUCAGGGCAAAAGCCAUUUGGUUGUUCUAACUGUGGUAAAAGAUUUGUACAGAAGGGCAACCUGAUCAAACAUAUGAGAAUUCAUUCACGUCAGAAACCAGUUUUUAAAUUUUGUCAGAAACCAUUUGGCUGUUCUGACUGUGGUAAAAGAUUUGGACGGAAAGCCCAUUUGAUCUCACACAUAAGAACUCAUACAGGAGAGAAACCAUUUGACUGUUUUGUGUGUGGUGUAAGAUUUGUUAAAAGGAAUUUAAUCAAACACAUGAGAAUUCAUACGGGAGAAAAACCAUUUGAUUGUUCUGAGUGUGCUGCAAAAUUUAGACUAAAGGGCAGUCUUACUGCACACAUGGUAGUUCAUACAGGGACGAAACCAUUUAGCUGUUCGGUGUGCGGUAAACUGUUUGGACAGAAGGGUAGUCUGAUUCCACACAUGAAAAUUCAUACAGGAGAGAAACCAUUUGACUGUUCUGAGUGUGGUGCAAAAUUUCGUCAAAAGGGCAAUCUUAUUGCACACAUGAUAGUUCAUACUGGGGUGAAACCAUUUGACUGUUCUGAUUGUGGAAAAAGAUUUGGACAGAAGGGUGAUCUGAAGAAACAUUUGCUAAUUCAUUUAGGGGAGAAACCAUUUGGCUGCUUUAGCUGUGGUAAAAGAUUUGUACAGAAGGGCCAUCUGAUGAGACACAUGAGAAUUCAUACGGGGGAGAAACCAUUUGACUGUACUGAGUGCGGUGCAAAGUUUCGUGAUAAGGGCAAUCUUAUUGCGCACAUGAUAGUUCAUACAGGGGAGAAACCAUUUGACUGUUCUGAGUGUGGAAAAAGGUUUGGACAGAAGGGUUAUUUGAAGAAACACAUGAGAAUUCAUACGGGAGAGAAACCAUUUGACUGUCCUGAAUGUGGUGCAAAAUUUCGUGAAAAAAGCAAUCUUAUUGUGCACAUGAUAGUUCAUACAGGGGCAAAACCAUUUCACUGUUCUGAGUGUGGAAAACGUUUUGGACAGAAGGGCAAUCUGAUUAAACACAUGAGAAUUCACUCCGGUGCAGUGUCUGCUCAGACAAAGAGAUCCUAGCAGGGGGACAUAUUGAAGGAGGUGCACUAAAACCUGAUGUUAUUUGGAUCAAGCAAGAGGAAACAGCCAGGAUUAUUGAUGUAACAUUCCCCAAUGACGAUGGCCUCAAUAGGUCUGAAAGGGAGAAAAUCAUGAAAUAUCAAGGCUUUAAAAUAUGACCUCUGAACAACUUGGUCAUUGAA
This is a messenger RNA of Thalassophryne amazonica, 3091 nucleotides long. RefSeq names its product zinc finger protein 271-like. Gene Ontology annotation, cellular component: nucleus. Gene Ontology annotation, molecular function: RNA polymerase II cis-regulatory region sequence-specific DNA binding; DNA-binding transcription factor activity, RNA polymerase II-specific. The record is from RefSeq and is a predicted model, not a curated record. Gene Ontology annotation, biological process: regulation of transcription by RNA polymerase II. NCBI's taxonomy places the organism in Eukaryota, Metazoa, Chordata, Actinopteri, Batrachoidiformes, Batrachoididae.